Molecule: messenger RNA, 489 nt
Organism: Leptosia nina
Lineage: Eukaryota; Metazoa; Arthropoda; Insecta; Lepidoptera; Pieridae
Source: the annotation of a GenBank genome assembly
AUGAAAACGAUGCAAGGGCGGUAUGAAAAAGUUCUUCGUUCUCAGGUUCAUCCAAAAGAACUGGACAUUAUAAAUCUCUGCGUCCAUCGUCCAGAAUUGGAGCUAGUGCAGUUGUCAAAUAGCUGCAAAAUGGUACAGCGAUUAACGUUUAGACGACGAUUGUCGUACAAUACCAAGUCAAACCAGAGGAGGAUAGUACGUACUCCUGGUGGUCGACUUGUAUAUCAAUAUGUCAAAAAGCCCAAGAAGAUCCCAAGAUGUGGCCAGUGCAAAAGCAAAUUGAGAGGUAUCCAACCUGCCCGGCCAGCUGAACGUUCCAGACUCUGCUACCGUAAGAAAACAGUGAAACGUGUUUACGGAGGUGUACUGUGCCACAAGUGUGUUAAACAGCGUAUUGUGCGAGCUUUCCUUAUUGAAGAACAAAAAAUUGUUAAAGUCCUUAAGGCACAGCAAGCAACUGCACGGGUUGGCAAAAAGGCUGCAAAGUGA